AUUAAAUUAAAUGAGUCGAAAAUUCACAUGGUAAGAAGUUGGUCAAAAUGCUAAAAAUGGAUGGAUUGUUAUUGGAGAUUCAGUCUAUGGACCAUAAGGAUUUUUAGAUUCUCAUCCUGGAGGUCCAGCUGUUAUUAGAAAUAAGGCUGGUAAAGAUGUUACUAGAUUCUUUAAUGAAAUGGGUACUACUACAUUAUAUUCAAAUCAAGGUCAUUCAGAUAAAGCUCACGAUAUUUUGAAAUCUUUGAAAAUUGGAGAGAUUGAUAAAAAUUCAAAACCAGAUAGUUGGUAAGUAGAUAAAGAUCAAAGACUUGUAGCAAUUACUUCCAUAUUGCUAAUUUUGGCUUUUGCAUUUGUAUAUUUUUGUGUUUUGAAAAAAUGAAUUUUGUACAUUAUAU
Messenger RNA from Paramecium sonneborni, 398 nucleotides. The record is from the annotation of a GenBank genome assembly. Lineage: Eukaryota; Ciliophora; Oligohymenophorea; Peniculida; Parameciidae.